UCGUUUAACAAUGGACAAGAAGCCAGGUUGGUCGCACCACUCACACUCUUUUUUUCUCUUUUCUUAUUUUUCACGUGGCAAUACAAGAAAAUCAUGACCCAUAGCUUCACCACUACAACCUUUCAUAAACCAACAAAUUGUCAAGCUUGCGAUGGUCUACUCUGGGGUGUUCGACACCAGGGGCAACAGUGCAAAGGUUGUGGUUAUAAUUGUCACGACGAUUGUACCAUUGCCGCUCCGUCAAAGUGUUCUACGACCACAACCACUACAGCUACAACAACACCGACAUCACCGUCUACAGGAGCUACGAAAAAUGUACCUGAAGCGAUCCUAAAUCAGACGACUCCUCCUCGAACAGCUACAACAUCCGAACAUAUUCAAAGUGUCAUUGUCACCGCCGCAUUGCGUGCCGCCGACAGAACUGAUCCGCCUAAUGAAUACCUUGCGAACUUGCCACCCCUGAAUGCACAAAUAUCAGCAAAGAACUUUGUACGGUUCGCCUCACGCUGUGGGUUCAUGUUUUCGUUUCGAGACUCUGUAAUCCUCUUGCUGAGCUGGGAAAAACCGUUGGAUACUUGUGUGGCUAUGGCGCUUUAUUGCAUGAUCUGCUUUCAUCCCAAAUUAUUACUCCUGGCACCACAAGUCGUCUUAUUACACAUCAUCAUCAGUGCAUAUUCAAAGCGACACGACCGGGAUCCAACGGGAGCAGGGUCAGGAGCAGCUGCCGAAAACUCGCCCGAGUAUCUACGCAACAUGCAAAAUCUGCAAAACAUGAUGGGUGAAGUGAGUGAUGCUUAUGACGUUGUUGUCAAGUACAUGCGCUUUGUCGACUGGUCGUCCGAGGCAACUACCUGGCUGGUCCUACAACUCACUAUUCUGUCGUCGGUUGGAAUGAUCGUGACCAUGUGGUUUGUACCACUGCAUCUGUUGCUCCUCCAAGCUGGUAUCGGGGUGUUUAUGUCUAACACGCGUUUUGCCAAGUACUGCAUUCGCGAGUUCUCGCCCUAUAUUAUCGACUAUGCCAAGGGAAGACUGCAUGUCGCCUCACAGUGGUAUACCGAGUUUGAAAAGCAAGUCGAUGAGCGAGAACGUGUGCGUGAAGUAUCACUGUUUGAAAAUCAGCGUUGGUGGUCUGAAAGUGGAUUCGCACCUCAGCUUUUGGAUAGCGAGCGAAAUGCAUGGUCAGAUCUGUCUGGAUCUGUACAGCUACCACCCAAGGAAGAUAUGACUGCACCCAAAGGAUAUCGUUGGACCCAAGACAACUGGAAGCUCGAUACGGCUGGUCCCUGGAUCGACGAUGUUCUGGGAAUUGUUCCUUGUCUCCCCUGAAGAAGGUGGAUGGAUGUAUACAGACAACAACUGGGAAUACUCUGGUAACGACAAGAACCAAGGACGACAGGCAAGAAUGACACGUCGCCGACGGUGGAUAAGACAAUGCGAACGUAUUGCAAACAAUGCAUCAACAUCAAGCACACAAUAGUACAUCUGUUUUAUCGUUUUUCUUUUU
This is a messenger RNA of Zychaea mexicana, 1507 nucleotides long. RefSeq names its product integral peroxisomal membrane peroxin-domain-containing protein. The transcript has 5 exons. Gene Ontology annotation, biological process: peroxisome organization. Gene Ontology annotation, cellular component: peroxisomal membrane. NCBI's taxonomy places the organism in Eukaryota, Fungi, Mucoromycota, Mucoromycetes, Mucorales, Lichtheimiaceae. The coding region runs from base 94 to 1329 and encodes 411 amino acids. The record is from RefSeq and is a predicted model, not a curated record.